AAAGUAUCGAUAUCAGUAAGUAUCGAAAGUAUCGGAACGUCCCUAAGUGUAUAGUUUUCUACAUUCACAAAAUUCACAUUUUUGUACUUUGUUUCAAUUGUUUGCGUAUUGUGUUUUUCUGUGAGUGACAUUUAAUAACAGUGUAAAGAAGAGUAGAGUAGAACUUUUAGUGAGUUUAACUCAUGUUGAAACCAUUUGAAAUGUGAAUCAGAAACAGAAAAGUGGAUCGGUUGGGAAUAUUCCAGCUAAAAAACCAUGCCGUCUGUAACUAACAAUUCCAUUGGACCACAUGGUGCUGGAAACAACAUGAAUUGCUCAAUAAUUCCUAACAAUGAGGAAUGUGGAAUCAGAGACGUGUGGGGAUACAAUUUGAAAGAAGAAUUUAAGACUAUCAGGCAGAUUGUACAGAAGUACAAUUUUGUCGCCAUGGACACUGAAUUCCCGGGUGUGGUAGCAAGACCCAUUGGGGAGUUCAGGAGUACCGCCGACUAUCAAUAUCAACUACUGAGAUGCAACGUUGAUUUGCUCAGAAUCAUUCAGCUCGGAUUGACAUUCUUAGAUGAGGAUGGAAAGCCUCCGUCUGGACAGUAUACAACUUGGCAGUUCAACUUCAAAUUUAAUCUCUCGGAGGAUAUGUAUGCACAAGACAGCAUAGAUCUACUUCAAAACUCUGGAAUCCAAUUUAAGAAGCAUGAAGAGGAUGGAAUUGAUCCAUUUGAGUUUGCAGAACUACUUAUGGUUUCCGGCGUUGUUCUAAUGGAUGAAGUGAAAUGGUUAUCAUUCCACAGUGGGUACGACUUCGGAUACCUUUUGAAACUGUUAACAGACCAAAACCUUCCUCAAUCCGAGAAUGAUUUCUUCGAUCUUCUGAGACUGUAUUUCCCAACCAUCUAUGACGUUAAAUACCUGAUGAAAAGCUGCAAAAACUUGAAGGGCGGUCUGCAAGAGCUGGCCGACCAACUGGAGCUGCAGAGAGUUGGGCCGCAGCAUCAGGCAGGCAGCGACUCCCUGCUCACCGGAAUGGCCUUCUUCAAAAUGCGAGAAAUGUUUUUCGAAGAUAAUAUAGAUGAUGGAAAGUACUGUGGCCAUCUGUAUGGAUUGGACACUCUGUGCUCGAGUAACGGCAACAAUUACCUGGACAACGGAGGAGGCAACAACGGCAGUCCCUCCUCUUGGAACGGCCAGAUCGAGUCGAAAAAGUCAAUCGACGAUCACCGGCCGAUCGAACUCAAGAACGCCACAACUAUCCUCUUCAAAAUGCCCUAAGGCCUAUUCAAUAGUAAAAUCUCCAUUCUACCGCAUAGAGCACAAAACUGCUUACUUUAUAUUCGUAGUGCUGAUACCGUUGCUGUCUAUUCAAAAUUCUCUAAUAAUAUUAAUAUUAUUGUAAAAUCAAUUAAUUCGAGCUAUUGCAAUACCUAUUCAAGUACUAAAUGUUUUUGAAAGUCGUGUAAAACCAAUUGUUAUGUUUUUGAUAUUUCAUUAUUAUAUUACUUAUAAAUAUGUACAUUUCCAAAGCGCAGUUCACUUAAUAAAAUUUCGAGUUCUGUAAGUG
This is a messenger RNA of Nilaparvata lugens (brown planthopper), 1555 nucleotides long. It is a transcript of the gene Pop2, whose product is annotated as CCR4-NOT transcription complex subunit 7. Gene Ontology annotation, cellular component: CCR4-NOT complex; P-body; CCR4-NOT core complex. Lineage: Eukaryota; Metazoa; Arthropoda; Insecta; Hemiptera; Delphacidae. The record is from RefSeq and is a predicted model, not a curated record. Bases 256 to 1266 code for a protein of 336 amino acids. Gene Ontology annotation, molecular function: nucleic acid binding; poly(A)-specific ribonuclease activity. The transcript is spliced from 8 exons.